CGUCGCGCGAUACGCGUCAUGCGCACAAUCCUCGCGCCAUGUUUUACGGCUCGAUGCCGCUAACAUAUACUUAAAUGUAGUUGCAUUUAGAAUUGGAUUAUAAUCUAUUGAAAACAUUUUACUUUAAGUAAGAAACUAGUUGUGUAAAAGGGGCGCCAGUUUGGGACAGUAUGUCAGCCGAAGAAGCAGAUAAAACGACUACGGACGCCAGCGCAGGAGACGAAGAGGAGGAAUGGCUCUAUGGAGACGAGAAUGAGAACAAGCAGGAGGGAGAAGAGUCAGAGUCCUCUGUCACUGUCAGUGCCUUGGCACCACCCCCAUCUGAAGAAGAGGCUGCUGGGAAUGGGGUGGCCAGUCAGCCUGCUGUGGAGGAAGAGGAGAGCGACAGUGACAGUGAUGAUGAUGACGAUGACGACGUUAGAGUGACCAUUGGCGAUAUAAAGACAGGGGCACCUCAGUAUGGGGCAUACGGCGCUACACCAGUGAACCUCAAUAUUAAGACGACUGGCCGGCCCUAUGUGCCAGCUGGCCCUAAGCCCAAAGGAGUUGAUUUGGAAGCACCUGGUAGCAUCAAUGGAAUCCCAGUGCUGGAGGUGGACAUGGAGUCCUUUGAGGAGAAACCUUGGAGAAAGCCAGGUGCCGACCUGUCAGAUUACUUCAAUUAUGGCUUCAAUGAGGAGACGUGGAAGGCUUACUGCGAGAAGCAGAAGCGGCUGCGCAUGGGUCUGGAGGUCAUGACCCUAGCAUCUACAACCAGCAAGAUCAUGGUACAGCAAGGACGGACAGGCAACAGCGAGAGGGACACAAGCAUGACCACGCCCAAGCCUGAUUUCACUUCCCCCAGCAACAUGUACAAGUCGGGCGUGCCCAGUGCUAGGAUGUCCCCUCCACAGUGGCCUGUGGGACCCGCACAGGACACCUCCUUUUAUGCGAAGAGCUCAGGCACUAUUGAUGUGAUAGGAGGGCAGACAGCCACCAUCAGUCGUGUUGAGGGGCGAAGACGACAUAAUGUGGACGGCAACAACAUCCAGGUGAUAUCAGAACACUCGUCGUCCGACGCUGACUCCACCCCUGCCAAGAUGCCGCCGUUCUUUCCUCCGGGACCACCACCCAACAUCCCCCCUCCCCCCUUCAUGCCACCACCACCUAAUGUUAGCACCGCCCCCCCACUAAUCCCCCCACCAAGAAUACCCAUCACUGUUCCACCUCCUGGCUUCCCUCCCCCUCCCGGCCCACCUCCUCCCUCUCUCAUCCCUACCCUGGACAGUGGGCAUUCUACUGGAUAUGACAACCGCCAAGUCCCGCCAUACCCCUUCUCCACAGGAGGCUUCCCCCCCAUGACCGGCACAGUGACAACCUGGCCCGGCCUGAUGGACAACUCUAAGCAAUGGGACUACUACCAGCGACGGGACAAGGAGAGGGAACGUGACAAAGAGCGGGAGAGGCAGCGGGAGAGGCCGCAUGAGCGUGAGCGUGAGCGCGAGCGUGAUAGGGACCGGGAACGGGACCGUGAAAGGGAGCAUAGCCCCUCCACGCCAGCCUACAAUAGUGACAGCACCCGUGUGCUUAGUGACGAGGAGCGCUACCGGUACCGGGAAUAUGGAGAGCGCGGGUACGACCGGCAUCGCGACCGGGCCAGCCGGGAGAAGGAGGAGAGGCACCGGGAGAGACGGCACCGGGACAAGGAGGAAGGCCGCCACAAGUCUUCACGCAGCAGCAGCAGCAGGAGGCGACACGACAGCGAAGAGGGAGACGCACAUCGACGGCACAAACAUAAGAAGUCCAAGAGGAGCAAGGAGGGAAAAGAAGCCAGUGAGGAUCACACAGCUGAGCAGGAGAACCAGGAGGGUGGGGCCAUGGAGUGAGCAGGGCUCCACCCCCCUUUAUCUGGUGCCUCCCCUCACACCCAGUACUACUGCUGUGAGUUGUGGCUGAAGCUGCACGAGUGAUUAUAUUUGGUCAGAGGCCUCCGCUGGGCCCAGAUUCCCAAACUGUAAGAAAAUAUUCUUUUGUUUGUUGUGAUUGACGAAUCCUCUGAAAGGACUUUGUAUGUUUGUUUUGUUGAAUAAAAAAUAUCUUUUGAUAAA
Messenger RNA from Brienomyrus brachyistius, 2087 nucleotides. RefSeq names its product FIP1 like 1a (S. cerevisiae) (gene fip1l1a). Gene Ontology annotation, molecular function: RNA binding. Gene Ontology annotation, cellular component: mRNA cleavage and polyadenylation specificity factor complex. The coding region runs from base 171 to 1865 and encodes 564 amino acids. The transcript has 18 exons. The record is from RefSeq and is a predicted model, not a curated record. Lineage: Eukaryota; Metazoa; Chordata; Actinopteri; Osteoglossiformes; Mormyridae.